Danio aesculapii is the source of this 1986-nucleotide messenger RNA. RefSeq names its product mitochondrial translational release factor 1 (gene mtrf1). The transcript has 9 exons. The coding region runs from base 205 to 1416 and encodes 403 amino acids. The record is from RefSeq and is a predicted model, not a curated record. Gene Ontology annotation, biological process: translational termination. Gene Ontology annotation, molecular function: translation release factor activity. NCBI's taxonomy places the organism in Eukaryota, Metazoa, Chordata, Actinopteri, Cypriniformes, Danionidae.
ACUGCCUCUUCCUGUUCCGGUUGUUCCUGUGUUAUUGUAGCCAUGUGCGAUCUUGUGUGUACUGCCUGACCUGUACUGUAAUCUGGAUGACCAGUUCAUGUCCAGACUAAUAUGGCCAGUUUAAUAAAGAGUCCUGUUUAGUACGAGAGUUAGCCUGCUGUCAUAUGUUUAGCUGAGAACUAACUAGCGUCUGUUUAUUCGGCGAUGGCUGCGGCUCUGUGGCGGCUCGUGAGGCGGGUUUCUCCUCGUGUUCUGACCGCGACAGUCUGCAGAUCCGCCGGCCACAGAAGCGAUGAUUUCCUGCAGAAUGACGCGCUCCGGAGAGUCGUUAAACGCGCGGUUGACGAGCACCGGACCGUUAGUAGCCGUCUGGAGAGCGGAGCGGUGAGUGAAGCCGAGCGGAGAGCGUUAAACCGGCGGCUGCUGGACGCGUCAGCGCUGAUGGAGGCGUUCGAGGAAACCCAGCUGCUGGGCAGAGAGAUGGAGGACCUACAGACACUCAUCCACAACACCAGUGCUGAAGACCAGCAGAUGCUUUCUCUUCUGCGAGACGAACAUGAAGAGCUGAGCAGAAGAGUCGAGCAGCUCCACAAGCAGCUGAUGGAGACUCUGGUUCCCCCUGAUGAUCUGGACAGCAGAAGUGUCAUCCUGGAGGUUGUGUCAGGACGAACAACCGGAGGAGACAUCUGUCAGCAGUUCACCAGAGAGAUGUUUGACAUGUAUCAGGGCUUUGCUUCCUAUAAAAACUGGGACUUUGAGCUCUUCAAUUACACUCCAGCUGAAUACGGAGGUCUCCAUCAUGCCUCCGUGCGUGUCUCCGGCGAGUGUGUUUUCCGCUGGCUGAAGUUUGAGGGCGGCACACACCGAGUGCAGAGGAUCCCUGAAGUGGGUUUAUCGUCCCGCAUGCAGCGCAUUCACACCGGCACCAUGACGGUCAUCGUGCUGCCGCAGAUGGAGGAGGUGGACAUUGAUAUCGCUCCUAAAGACCUGCGGAUCGACACCUUCAGAUCUCGCGGUGCCGGCGGUCAACACGUGAACACCACCGACAGCGCCGUCCGGCUCGUACACCUGCCCACAGGAACCGUGUCUGAGUGCCAGCAGUUCCGCUCUCAGCUGAAGAACCGCGAGACGGCUCUGCGUGUGCUGCGUGCACGACUACACCAGUGCAUGAUGGGACAGCAGAGGGAGCAGACACACACCGCUCGCAGGCUGCAGGUGGGUACGCGGGCUCAGUCUGAGAGGAUUCGCACUUACAACUUCACCCAGGAUCGAGUGACGGACCACAGGAUUGGUUUCGUGACAAGGGACAUCAAGGAGUUCAUGCGUGGAGCUGAAGGUCUGGAGGAUUUAUUGCAGCUCCUGCAGGAGAACCAGGAUAGAGAAGAACUGCUGAAACUGCUGAAGGACAACAGCUGAUACACACACACACACACACACACACACACAGCCAGACAUUAAACACAGUUGUGAACUCAGUGACGCCGUCUGAAUGGGAAAUGUUCAUGUUUCCUCAUUAGAUCAUUUGCAUAUUCAGUUCUGAGUGUCCUGAUGCAGUUUUUGCUGUUACUCAUGUCUCUGAUGGACACAGGAGAUCUGCUGACACAUCAUCAAUAUUCAGCUCUUUCUGGAGCUGUGGACUGACUUCUCUUAUUUUUCAGUUCAUAUUUUUAGUUCAUGCACCCACUGUAGGUCUACAGGAUGAGCCCCCAAAGUCAAUCAGACUACAUUUAACUUAUUUAACUGAGACUUACAUUUCAACUUAAUUAAAUGUCUUUCUGUCUCCUGGUUUGGAGCUGUACUUAUUCAACUAUAUCACAGAAUGAGUGAUCAAAUUAAAUGUGAUUCUGUCUAAAAUGAUGGAAAUCUGGUCAUCAACAGUGUAAAAUCCGGUGGGCUGAAGGAUAAAGAGUUCAGAUUACAGUAAUGAGCAUGGUGUUAUUGAUUUUUAGUCUUUUAUACGUAUAAAUAAAUACUAGAAUGACAUGA